Clonostachys solani is the source of this 1194-nucleotide messenger RNA. NCBI's taxonomy places the organism in Eukaryota, Fungi, Ascomycota, Sordariomycetes, Hypocreales, Bionectriaceae. The record is from the annotation of a GenBank genome assembly.
AUGCUCAUUGCACAUUUUGAUCGAAAAACAUGCGGCAUCUUGUCUAUCAAAGAUGGCCCUGUUGAAAACCCGUGGCGGACCUUGAUAUUGCCUCUCUCCAAUGGUUCACGGGCCGUGGAACACGCCAUUACUUGCAUGGCUGCCUUCCACGGCGCCUACGACUCGCCCGAUCUCUACACUCAUGGCACUGCCGACAUGGAUAAAAGCUACAAAUGCCUCGCGCUAGAGGAGAAAAAACAGCCUCUGAUCCCGGCAUUGGCAGCCUGGGUUGGGCUGGCCUUUGCUGAAGGGUGGAAAACGCCAACAAUGUCCAGGUUGACGCCCCUGGUCAAUGCUAGACGACUCCUUGCCGAGCGAUUGACAGCAAACCGGACCGCAAUGUCCUUGACCAAGACCGACACCGCGCGACUAAAGUACCUGAUCAACGCGUUUGUCUUUGUACAUACAAUAGGCGGCAUCACUUCUCGGCCUGACGAGGAAGCACCGCCUUUGCCUGCACAGGUUGUGUCAUUUCUCACGCCCUCGCCAGACGAGGCCAGAAUGGAGACUGAUCCUCUUCUUGGCUGUGCCGCAUCCCUCUUCCCCUUGAUCGACAAUGUCGUAUCGAUUGUACAGAAAGCCCGUCAAACACAAAGGAACAGCUUGACACUGGUCAGUCGCGCCAGCGAGGUCUACGAGCAGCUUGACCAAUGGCAACCACCCCGUCUCAGCGUCAUGGAAUCGCUCGAGGACCGGACCCAGGUAAUCCUGCAUUCCAUACAGACAGCCCAGGCGUUGCGGUACGCGACACUUCUGCAUCUACACCAAGCCGUGCCCGAGAUCCCCUUUGAAUCGUCUGCGGACCUGGCUCGAAAGGUCCUCUUGAAGCUAGCCAGCAUACCCUCGUCAAGCGUCGUGACUAGUUUGCACAUCUUCCCGUUACUAGCCGCCAGCGGCGAGCUAACAGACCCCGAGGAUCGCGAGUGGGCGGAGCAGCGGUGGCAUGCCAUCAUCGGGCGACUGCGUGUCAAAAAUGUAGACACGUGCUGGGAUAUUGUUCAGGCGACCUGGGGACGUCGUGAUAUCCACGAGGCGGCGAAGGUGCCAGCAGGGCCCAGAGCAGACUUUGAAAUGGACCCGGCGUACACGGUGAGAGGAAAGUUGCACUGGCUGAGUGUGAUGGAUGAUCGGAACUGGCAAGUCUUUGUCGGCUGA